Messenger RNA from Rotaria sp. Silwood2, 735 nucleotides. The record is from the annotation of a GenBank genome assembly. NCBI's taxonomy places the organism in Eukaryota, Metazoa, Rotifera, Eurotatoria, Philodinida, Philodinidae.
AUGAAUGAUAUUAUAAAUACGAAAUUCAAUCAAACUAAUGAUCGUUUAGAUUGUUUAAUACCAAUGUUAUUUCAUAAGACUCCAGGAGUUAUUUUACUUAUAGGUGAAAAUGAAUCUCUUAGUGCACUAUUUAUUGAUAUGUUAAAAAAAGGUUCUCAUAAAGGAAAGUCAAUUAAAAUAAAACCAGAUGGAAUUUAUCAAUUGCAACAUAAUGAUCAAAAGUUUCUACAAUUUGAUACAUUAGAAAUUCAAAGACGUUAUGAAAAUCAGCCAAGUGAUGGAUUUACCAAUACAACUAAAACUUGGCUUAACUGGAUGCCACAUAUACGAAUAUUAAAUAUUGAUAAUGAACUCUUGUUGCAACUUAUCAUUAAUAAUAUAAAUAUAGAUCAAUUUUCAUCUUUAGAAGUAUUAAUUGUUCGCCAAACCAAGAACUCUCUUCUUGUUGAACCAUUGACAAUCAUUACUCGUCUUGGUAUGUCAUCUUCACUAUAUACUAUUCAUAUACAACAAUAUAGAGCAAAUUCUCAAUUGACAAAUGUCGAUCCAAUUAUAGCUAUAGAUAAAAUCUGUCAGAAUAUACGGAAACUAAAAGUUAUGUCUAUUGAAUUUAGCAAAGAUGCUUUAUUUAACAAUCGAAUACUGGAAAAUAUUAAUGAUAUACAAAAAAAAAACUGCCGUUUGAAAUAUAUACAUAUGUCAAGUGAUUAUAUUGAAUUGUGGUUUAGUCAAUAA